UAUGUUAUUAUAAUUUUUUUUUUUUCAUUCUGACUUUUGAGUAAAAGCGUCGUGUCGAGUUUCCUAUCCGAUCACUCCUUUACCUUAUCCACAAGCGCUUGUUUUCUAUCAUGCAGAGAGCUUCUCAAGUCCUUAGAGUGUCUACUGUUGGAACUGCCCAACGAGGCUUGACUGCCGCACCCCGUCUUGUUCAGCAGCGUUUGGCUUCCACCGUUGCUGGUGCAUCUCCUAAGCGCGGCAAAUGGCAAACUUUCAAGUCUGUUGUCAAGUACGGCACGGUCGGCGCUGUUGGUUAUGGUCUUUACAGUAUGUAUCACCAACGUUUCCCCGGCGAACAGCUCCCAUUUGAUGCUUCCAAGCGCACCAUUGUGGUUUUGGGUAGCGGAUGGGCUUCUACUUCCUUCCUCAAGUCCAUUGAUACCGAACAGUACAAUGUCGUGGUUGUUUCUCCCCGUAACUACUUCUUGUUCACUCCUUUGUUGCCCAGUUGUACUGUCGGUACCAUUGAUGUUAGAUCCAUCGUUGAGCCUACCCGUUUCAUUACCCGCCACAAGUCUCGCGAAGUCAAGGUCUAUGAGGCUGAGUGUACCGAGAUUGACCCCGUCAAGAAGACCAUUACCAUUGCUGACAAUUCCGAAAUUAAGGGUGAUUCUGCCCAAGCAACUCUUGAAUAUGAUUAUUUGGUCAUUGGUACUGGUGCUACCAACCAAACCUUUGGUAUCAAGGGUGUUGAGGAGCAUGCAUGCUUCUUGAAGGAGGUCUGGGAUGCUCAAAAGAUCCGUACCAAGGUCAUGGACUGCAUUGAGACUGCAGCUUUCCCCGGUCAAGCUGAAGAGGAAAUUGAGCGCUUGUUGCAUAUGGUCGUUGUUGGUGGUGGUCCCACUGGUAUCGAAUAUGCUGCCGAACUUCACGAUUUCCUCAAGGAAGAUCUUGCUUCCUGGUAUCCUGAACUUGCUGAGAAGAUCAAGAUUACUCUUGUUGAAGCUCUUCCCAACGUCCUCCCUGCUUUCUCCAAGCAAUUGAUCGAUUACACUGAAACCACCUUCAAGGAACAGAACAUCACCAUCCAUACCAAGACUAUGGUGAAGGAAGUCAAGGAGAAGGAAAUUAUCGUUCAGCAAGCUGAUGGUACUAAGGCUAACAUUCCUUAUGGUUUGUUGGUUUGGGCUACUGGUAACACCGUCCGCCCCGUUAUCCGUAACUUGAUGGCUAAGUUGCCUGAACACCAAACUGUUCGUCGUGGUUUGGCUGUUGACGAUUGGCUCCAAUUGAACGGAACUGAGGGUAUCUAUGCUCUCGGUGAUGCUUCUGCCACCAAGUACGCCCCUACUGCUCAAGUUGCAUCUCAACAAGGUAAAUACCUUGCUCGCCUCUUUGGUCAGCUCGCUGUUUGCGAUAAGAUGGAGGAGGAGCUCAAGACUCUGGAGGAUGGCGAUGAGAAGGAGAAGAAGGCUCGCAAGUUGCAAAAGGCCAAAUCCAUCAAGCCUUUCGAAUACACUCACCAAGGUUCAUUGGCCUACAUUGGAUCUGACCGUGCUAUUGCUGAUUUGCCCUUCGGUGGCGGUAAUGUCGCAUCCGGUGGUGUCGCCACUUUCUUGUUCUGGCGCUCCGCUUAUCUUUCCAACCUCUUCUCUGGCCGUAACCGAUCACUCGUUGUCACUGACUGGAUCAAGAAGAACAUUCUCGGUCGCGAUAUCUCCAGAGAAUAAGAUUCAUUCCCUUAUGCCCUCAUGCUAAAACCAUUCAUCAUAGACAGAUGCAUCAAUAGAGAAUCAUUUCUUUUUCCCAUAACAAAUUUCUAUCGUACAAGUUUAUUGACACACCGUCAAGUGUUCUUCCA
This is a messenger RNA of Umbelopsis ramanniana AG, 1840 nucleotides long. RefSeq lists its product as uncharacterized. The coding region runs from base 111 to 1709 and encodes 532 amino acids. NCBI's taxonomy places the organism in Eukaryota, Fungi, Mucoromycota, Umbelopsidomycetes, Umbelopsidales, Umbelopsidaceae. Gene Ontology annotation, molecular function: NADH dehydrogenase activity. The transcript is spliced from 9 exons. The record is from RefSeq and is a predicted model, not a curated record.